AUGGGUGACAUUCAGUUGGGUUUGGCCCGCAUCGCCGUCAGGAUGUUCGCCCGAGUCACGUUCCUACCUACAUUGGCCUACAAUGUGGCGAUGGAAAAGUUCACCAGACGAAAUUGGUGGGAUCGUAUCGACUCGACCGUGGUUUUGGGAGCCUUACCUUUUCGAGGCCAGACUACCAAAAGGAUCAUUUCCGAAGAACGAGUCAGAGGCGUCGUGUCCAUGAACGAGUCGUAUGAGUUGGCUUGGCUGUCUAAUCAGGAGGCUGAAUGGCAUAAACUAGGCGUGAAAUUUUUAUGUCUUCCUACCACGGACAUUUUCGAGGCCCCUUGUCAAGAGAAACUAGUACGGGGAGUGGAGUUCAUCAACGAGAUUGCCCCCAGUGGCGAUAGUGUCUAUGUGCAUUGUAAAGCCGGGCGAACGCGUAGUGCCACGCUCGUGGGAUGCUAUCUCAUGGCCAAACACAACUGGACGCCCGAACAAGCCGUGGAAUGCAUGAAACUAAAACGACCCCAUGUUCUACUCCACCACCAGCAAUGGCAAGCUUUACGCGAGUUUCACGCUGCCCAAGUCAAAUGAAUCCUCAGAUGUCCUUUCACCAGGAACAUCCAUCCACUUCCUUGUUAUGUACUCUCCAAUCGUGUUUCCUCUCUUUACUUGUGAGCUAAAUAGGCUUUAGGAUCAAUACAUUCAACAUCCAUGUCA
Molecule: messenger RNA, 702 nt
Organism: Tigriopus californicus
Lineage: Eukaryota; Metazoa; Arthropoda; Copepoda; Harpacticoida; Harpacticidae
Gene: PTPMT1
Product: phosphatidylglycerophosphatase and protein-tyrosine phosphatase 1-like
Exons: 2
Coding region: 1-576 (191 amino acids)
Biological process (GO): protein dephosphorylation
Molecular function (GO): protein tyrosine/serine/threonine phosphatase activity; phosphatidylinositol-4,5-bisphosphate 5-phosphatase activity; phosphatidylglycerophosphatase activity
Source: RefSeq, a predicted model, not a curated record